Molecule: messenger RNA, 693 nt
Organism: Venustampulla echinocandica
Lineage: Eukaryota; Fungi; Ascomycota; Leotiomycetes; Helotiales; Pleuroascaceae
Exons: 3
Coding region: 1-693 (230 amino acids)
Source: RefSeq, a predicted model, not a curated record
AUGUGUUGUUGGCCGUGGACUGAGAUCUACUUGGAAGAUGAGCCAAAGAAGGAGUCGAAAGACAAGAAGAAGGAAGACAAGGGCGCUCUUUAUUAUGAUCCUGUAAGCAGAACCACAGUACGUCUAACUGGAGUUCCACACAUAACGUCGACCUGUCAACUCACUUCUUCCACCAUGACCGAGCAAAACAUUCAGCCACAAGUUCGUGACACUGCCGCUGGCGCACUUCAGCACACCUACAUCCCCAGAGCCGAUGGUACAGUCCUAAUUGGCAACGUGGUCUACGUUCCAGUUGCGCAGGGUCUACAUGCCUCCCAGCAACCCAUGAUCUACCCAGCUCCCUUCAUGCCACACCCUCAGCCAGCCUACCAGCCAUACAUGAUGCCGUCCCAGUCUUAUACCCCUACUCCCGGCCUUCAGCCCUUCACCAACCAACAACCAGCUUUCGGCUACUUUGGCUAUACUGGCAGCGAAAUGCUUGCACAGCACCUUGCUACCGCCCAGGGCCUCGGAAUGAACAAAAAGCAGGAUAUGAAGCCGGCUGACGACGAUCCUCACCGGUUUUAUUGGGUGCGGGAGUUCGAUAACACUUGGUCGCAGAGAAGUCGUAUGACGAUCGAUAGCGGUGAUAUUGGCGAGUGUAGGUGGUAUGCGAAGGAUGGAGAGUUCUAUGCAGUUAGACUACAAUCUUAA